Molecule: messenger RNA, 1542 nt
Organism: Argiope bruennichi
Lineage: Eukaryota; Metazoa; Arthropoda; Arachnida; Araneae; Araneidae
Product: craniofacial development protein 1-like
Exons: 1
Coding region: 99-779 (226 amino acids)
Source: RefSeq, a predicted model, not a curated record
CUGGGUGGCAACAUAAUUGUAGUAAAACGAAAGUAAAAGUUUCAUUUUCUUUUUACCUCUUUUUUUUUAACUGAAAAGUAUUCUUUACUUUUUCUGGGAUGACUUCUGUCUUUGAUACAUCUGUAUUAUCUGAAAGCGAAGACGAUCCGGAUUACAACCCCCCUGAAAAUGAUGAAAAUACUGGGCGUGAUAACAGUGAAAGUAUUAGUGAUUGUGAAAAUUGCAUGAAAAACGAAAUUGGUUCUGAAUUAAAAUGUAUGUCUAAUUUAACAGAAAAUUCAAAAAUUGAAACAAAGAAGCACGCAGAGGACGUGUGGAAUAAGUUUUUGAGUGAUAUUUCUGAAACAGAAAAGUCUUUAAAGUAUGCAAACAUUGUUAAAUCUAUGCAUAAUACAGGAACUGAAAUAAAAUCUGAAUGUAUAUCUGAUUCAGAAAUAUGCGAAUUGAAUAUGUAUAAAAGUAUUAAUCCUCUUAAAAGUAUUAAGUCUGCAGAUAAAGAUGCAGCAAUUGUGAGUUCAUCUGAACGUUUAACUAGUAAACGUUUAAACAUAGACUCUGUUCUUCAAGUAAUUCAAUCUAAGAAACAGAAAACUGGUAUUUUACAAAAAGCUCGUUAUGACUGGAAUACGUUUAAGAGAAGUGAGGGUAUUGAAGAAGAUUUAAAAAAAUUUAAUAAAGGUAAACAAGGAUUUAUUGAACGCCAGAGAUUUCUUGAAAGAUCAGAACUUCGCACUUUUGAGAAUGAAAAGUUGUUGAGGCAGUCACUAAAAAGAGCAUGAAUAUAUUUAUAUUCAUUAAAAUUAAUAUGAUUUGAAAAUAAAAGACAUGAUUUGUCUCAUUUAAAGAUUAACUAAAUAAAUUCCUUCUGGAUUAUUCUGUUAAAGGGGUCACAAAUAAAAAUCUGUCAUGUCUUAGCAUUAUCUUUUCAAAAUAGCAACAACCCUUAUCACUAAAUCUUGUUGGUAAUGAUGAAAUAAUAUCAAUAUGUAAUUAAGGUUAUGUUCUAGAUUACACUAAAAGAAUAACACCAUUCUUCCCUAUCAUAUUCAGAUACUUAUGGGUUAACCUUAAGCGUCUGAUUAAUCACCGUAAAAAUUGCCAAAAGUUGCACAUUUAUAGGCUGUUCUAUAAUUAAUAUUAGUUAAUAACAUAUAGUUUUCUAUUUAAGUUUUCAAAUUGCAUUCAGUUAAUGCACAAAUGUCUAUAUUUAAUACAGAAGUAUUGUAAUUGGUGGCUGGACAAUGAUGCUAUGGGUUACAAAGACAAGAUUUUUCAACUUUUAAAUAAUUUUUUCAGUCUAAAAAGGGAAAAAUGAUAUUGAGUAGGGACAAAAAUUUUAAAUUACAGGCACUAUUUAAGUAUAAUCCUCUUUGGAGCUUGCAUCUAAUUUAACUCUUUGUACAAUGCUAUUCCUUCUAUUAAGAAGUGUGGGCUGAAGAAAUUUUGUUUGUUUUUGUGAAUUAAGAACUCAAAAAUUGGAAUAACUAUACAUUGUUUCUCAUCUCUGUUUCCUUAUUAACUGUAUGUGUUCAAUAAAGGUUU